Danaus chrysippus (African queen) is the source of this 669-nucleotide messenger RNA. The record is from the annotation of a GenBank genome assembly. NCBI's taxonomy places the organism in Eukaryota, Metazoa, Arthropoda, Insecta, Lepidoptera, Nymphalidae.
AUGCGGGAAGAAGAGCUGGAGGUAGCUCUGAAGGUUGUGAUCGUCGGCGACGGUGGUGUUGGCAAGUCUAGUAUGAUACAAAGAUACUGUAGAGGAACCUUCACUAGGGAUUACAAGAAAACCAUCGGGGUGGACUUUCUAGAGCGACAGAUCGAUAUCGAUGGUGAAGAAGUGAGACUGAUGCUUUGGGACACGGCUGGUCAGGAAGAGUUCGACGCUAUAACUAAGGCGUAUUACAGAGGAGCACACGCGUGUGUAUUGGCUUUCUCAACAACAGACAGAGACUCCUUUUUAGCUUUGCAUUCAUGGAAACUUAAGGUUGAAAACGAAUGCGGAGAAAUUCCUACAAUAAUAGUCCAGAAUAAAAUUGACCUCAUGGAUCAAUGUGUGGUCGGACCUGACGAGGCGGAGUUAGUGGCCCGGGCGUUGGGUUGCCGCUUAAUGCGUGCGUCUGUCAAAGAGGACGUGAAUGUUGGCGCCGUGUUUCGAGCGCUAGCCUCGCGCUGCCUCGCCGACCUGAGAGCUGACAGUGAACCUCCUCCAACAGCCACACCACUUAUAGGUACAUUUACAAACCACAACAGCAACGGAACCAUCUUACUGAGACCGACGAAGCAUCGUUCCGGUAAAAAGAAGAACGUGCUCAAAAGCGCUUGUCGUAUAUUGUAA